AUGGAGAAGCUAAAUACUGAAGAUGGCCAGCUUUUCAUCAAGAACCUCGCGAGAUUUGUACGCACUCAUGAGAAAGCAUUGGCCAAUGCUCUUCAGAUGAGACGCCAGACCUCAAAAAGCCUCGAUUCGUCUACCUCCCCGCCGGUCGUCAGCCGCCAUGGCUCGUCCAACCGUUCUGCUACAUCCUCCUCCUUGGCUGCCGUCUUCUCUUUGGGCUCACUGAAUUUUACGUCGCACAAUAUCAAACCUGCAAAAUUGACCCUCACCCCUCAUCACGUUUUCUAUCUUUUGUCGCGUUUCGAGGAACUAUCAGUCCCUGUAGGUCCCAUGAAUAUUCGAUUGGAAAAUAUCAAUACGGAAGCAUCCUCGGCCUAUGUAUCUUUCUUGAACAAGCCUCGCCGCCCCAAUGGUGACAGGGACUCGAUCCACUCCGUCUCCAGCGUCCGCAGUGUGCUCUCUGGCAUGAGCGGGUUUUGGACUUCCUUUGGCCUAGGAUCCAAGGAUUCCCUAUCUAAAACCGAAAAGGCCAGGGCUGCCGUUGAAAAUGAUUUGAAAUAUCUAUAUUCUGCAUUCACCAAGAUUCCCUGUCUAAGGUUGGCCCCUGACCAUCGCGCCCGUUUGAUCCGCGGCUAUGAGGAAUUUCCAUUUGAUACUGCUGUUCCACUUCAUGCCUUCAAAAACCUUGGUUCUCUCGAAAUAAUUGAUGUGGACUUUCGUUCUUUCUAUGGCUGGGACCGCUUAUCUGAACAAUUGAGGACUCUGACCUUGAAACGUGCCAACAUUGAGGAUAUUGGAGACCUACUUACAGGAAUUGUAUUGGACGACAUUGACAAACGAAGGCGAAGAUCCGCAAGGAACCCUCAAUCCCCUCUGAGCGGUCUGACUGCCAGUCCAGUUCCUCCGGAGCCUGUGAGAGCCUCCUCCGCCCCUGGAUCCCCCGUUUCUGGCCAUAAUUUUGGAAGCCGCUCAGGCCCACAGGGUGGCUCUGCUAUGCUUAGAACCGGUUCCGCAGAGGGUCUGCAACACGCUCAAAUGGGCACUUCUCCACCGCGACCUCCCAGUUCGAGACGCCGGCACGCUCGUGGAUCAUCUAUAAAGAUCAAGCGCUCCGGUUCUGGAAGCUCAAAUUCCAGCGAGGGAUCUACUGUGUAUCGUAAUCGGAGCAUGUCAAAUCUCCUCGCCGCUGGAAUACUGCCAUCGACCAAAUGGCGCUUCCUCCGUCACCUGGGUUUACCCAAUAACUCUAUGACAAACAUCACAGUUACCGGACUUGCACCGGUUGCAAACACUUUACACUCUUUGGACUUGUCAUGGAAUCUUUUCACAGAAGUUCCCGACAGCCUGUCAACAUUAAUAGCUCUCCGCUCGCUAAAUCUAUCACAUUGUAUGAUUGAUUCCUUGCACUCGUUAUCCCGAAGCCCGCUUCCCGCGAUCACUGCUUUGAAUCUUCGAGCGAAUCGUUUGCGAUCCAUUGUCGGAGUUGAGCGCCUACUUUCUCUAGAACGUCUUGAUCUGAGAGAGAACAGCAUUCCCGAUCCAACAGAGAUGGCUAGAUUGACUUCUAUCCCAUACCUCCGUGAGAUUUGGGUGGCGGGUAACCCGUUUACCAAAUCGCAUCCCGAUUACAGGGUUACCAUCUUUAACCUAUUCCGCCGCACCCCAGGGUACUCGGAGGAUAUUUUGAUUGACGGUACCGGGCCAACUUAUUCCGAAAGGAAAAGGCUUGUUGAGCGAAUCGCAGAACCCGAGAGCGCUCCAGUGAUCAGACAAAGCGAACAGACCAAUGUUCACGACCUUGAUGCUCUGGAGACCAAGCCACGGCCUACACCCACAAAAGCCCCGGAAGAAAUGCCGGCGAUACCUGGCUCCUCGCGCAAACAUGAACACGCGAAUGGGUCUACUCGACGCAAGAAGGGUCAUAGGCGUAGAAUUGUUGAUUUAUCACAAGAUGAGGGGAGAGACACCGAUAACACGGACAUUGUUGAGCCAAGCACUCCCAAAUCUGAGCCUCGCCUCCAAGAACGUCUAGAUACACUCACACGACCCACUCUCCCACGAUUGGAUACUGGUUCUGCUUCAGGAUCGCCAGUUUCAACCAAAGUUCCCGGAGGUGCAAAUACCGCGCAUUUCCUUCCUGUGAUUCAAAAUGCCGAUUGGGAUAGUGGUGGUGAUAUCUACCGCCAGCGCCUAGAGGCAUUGAAACAGGAAGUCGGCACCAAUUGGUUGACUGUCCUAGACGAUGAAGCCUGGGGCCAUAAACAGAAAGAUCUUGGAUUCCAACCGGGUGGCACCGACCUUCAUCCUGUUGGUCCUAUCCAACCUCCACCCCUGACCAGGACCAGUAGCCAGGCUAUUACUUCUGGCGGUCGAGCUUUGGGUUGA
Molecule: messenger RNA, 2382 nt
Organism: Uncinocarpus reesii 1704
Lineage: Eukaryota; Fungi; Ascomycota; Eurotiomycetes; Onygenales; Onygenaceae
Exons: 2
Coding region: 1-2382 (793 amino acids)
Cellular component (GO): cytoplasm
Molecular function (GO): protein kinase binding
Source: RefSeq, a predicted model, not a curated record